This is a messenger RNA of Lathyrus sativus (Indian pea), 303 nucleotides long. Lineage: Eukaryota; Viridiplantae; Streptophyta; Magnoliopsida; Fabales; Fabaceae. The record is from the annotation of a GenBank genome assembly.
AUGAAUAAAGAGCUAUUUGCCCAUGACUAUAUAUUAGGUCUAAAGGAUCCUAAUAGGCCUUUCCCCACUGGUCAAGCCAGUGAUGCUGCAGGUGUUGGUCUUUUAAAGUGGAGAAUGCAAAGCACCGAUGAGUCAUUGGUGCCACUGACAAUCAACUGUUGGCCAUCUUCUUCUGGAAAUAAAACUUAUGUCAACAUUGAAUAUGAGGCUUCAUCAAUGUUUGAUCUGCGGAAUGUUUUGAUUUCAGUACCUCUUCCAGCUCUUCGAGAGGCAUCACCUGUUAGUCAGAUUGAUGGAGAAUAG